Messenger RNA from Hyaloscypha bicolor E, 700 nucleotides. RefSeq names its product NADH-ubiquinone oxidoreductase subunit B17.2. The transcript has 6 exons. Bases 254 to 601 code for a protein of 115 amino acids. Gene Ontology annotation, biological process: mitochondrial respiratory chain complex I assembly; response to oxidative stress. The record is from RefSeq and is a predicted model, not a curated record. NCBI's taxonomy places the organism in Eukaryota, Fungi, Ascomycota, Leotiomycetes, Helotiales, Hyaloscyphaceae. Gene Ontology annotation, cellular component: membrane.
CGUGUUUGCCUGGGUAUGAUGAUUUCGGAGAAGCAGAUGAGGUUGUUGGAGCUAGUACGAAAUUGGACGAACCGAAGCAUCUCGAUGAACCUCAACUCUCUUGGAAUAUUGACAGCAAUUGAACAGCCGCCACCAUGUCGACGAUUCUGAGGUCGUUGCGCAAUCUGUAUAGAGUUGGUCUGAGGGUAUAGAACCUAUUUAUUACGUGUUUGGGAGCUUGCUGACGUUGUGGUGAUAGGAUGCUGCGCAUCAGAUGCAUUACCAAGGUGAUACCAAGGCGGGCACAUUGAUCGCGAAGGACAAGUUUGGCAACAAAUACUACGAGAACUUGGAGGAGGAAUUGCCUUUGCGAACACGAUGGGUGGAUUACAAGGAGAAGGAGUUUGAUCCGUCACAAAUCGAGCCCGGAUGGCACGCCUGGAUUUCAUACAUGGUUGACAAGCCACCGACUCAAGAUCCCAUCCUUCAGACUGGUGUAAGGCCGUGGGAGCUACCAGAACAUCGACCGAAUUUCACAGCAAGCCGGGGUGCUUUCAAAACAUACUCUACCGUUAAGCCGAAGAUCAAGGCUUGGACACCAGAAGCUGCGCCGAGGGCAUAGACAAGAGUCAUAGAGGUGGAGUUGUACAUAGUUGAAUAGCAAAUGGAGUUCUUUGUUCAAUUUAGGGUUACCCAACAAGGUUACUGAACAUUGUCCAAG